Molecule: messenger RNA, 5502 nt
Organism: Necator americanus (New World hookworm)
Lineage: Eukaryota; Metazoa; Nematoda; Chromadorea; Rhabditida; Ancylostomatidae
Exons: 48
Coding region: 1-5502 (1833 amino acids)
Biological process (GO): peptide catabolic process; proteolysis
Cellular component (GO): cytoplasm
Molecular function (GO): zinc ion binding; metalloaminopeptidase activity; peptide binding
Source: RefSeq, a predicted model, not a curated record
AUGUCCCUACUGCUUUUGUUUUUAUUAGGAUGUCUCGGCUUAACAUCUGCUCGUCAUCCAGCAUAUCUUCCUGAUAACUGGAAGACAGCUGCUUAUGAUGGAGAUCAAGAAGAGGAUAAUUCGAAAAGACUACCAGAUGUUAUAUCUAUAACAGAAUAUCGUUUAAAGAUCCAACCUUACUAUCCAGCUCCCGGUAUCCAGUAUGAUAAGAAAAGAAACCUAACAUUCGACGGUACAGUGGAAAUGUCUGUGCUCAUUAAGAAACCUACAACAGAAAUUACUCUAAACGCAGCUAAUCUCAAUAUUUCCUCGGUGGAACUUAGCGAUUUUCUUCACCGGGAGGUUAAAAUAAAGUCGAAAAGUGUAGAUGAAAGGAAAGAAUUUCUCACAAUAGUCCUUGAAAAACAGCCAACUGUAGGAUCACUACUUAUUUUGAAAAUUAUGUAUACUGGUUUAAUAAAUUAUUAUAAUGACGGUGGUCUCUAUUAUACAACACAUCAACAGCCAAAUGGUGAAACACUUUGGAUGAUUGCCACCCAGUUAGCAGUCUAUUGGGCACGAACAGUUUUCCCAUGCAUGGAUGAGCCAGCAUACAAGGCGGUAUACCGUUUGGAUCUCAUUUAUCCAUCAUCUCAUGUGGCUCUAGCGAACAUGAAAGAAACUGCAGCCGUUGAUUUGAGGAAUGGUUGGUCAAAAAUUUCCUUCCCUGCAACGCCGAUCAUGUCAACAUAUUUGGUUGCGUUUGCCGUUGGUCCAUUUGUUUCGCAUGAUGUCAUCAACAGGGAUGGUACCUUGGUUCGCAGUUGGGGAUGGACAGGUCAGGAGAAUUUCUUACAAUUUUCGGCUGAAACUGCUGCAGAAUGUCUUUACCAGAUGGGACAGUAUACGAACAUCAAAUUCCCAUUAGAAAAAUGCGAUAAUCUCGGUCUUCCGGAAUUCCUUGCUGGAGCAAUGGAGAAUUUUGGUCUUAUAGUCUACAAAUCUGAAAUCAUAGCGCUUAACCCUGACACAAUAACAACGAUAGAGAAAAUAGAAUCAGCGUAUAUCAUUUGUCAUGAAGUGGCUCAUCAGUGGUUUGGGAACCUUGUCACAACACAUUGGUGGGAUGAUUUAUUCCUGAAUGAAGGAACAGCAACAUAUUUCUCCAAAAUAAUGAUGGCUGCUGCAUUCCCUAAAGAGGCAUCAUACGUUGAUGCUGUAACGGUGAGAAGAGACCGUGAAAAGGCAUUAAGAGCUGAUGCUGGCGCAUUUGUGCAUCCACUGGUAGCGCCAGACGGGCCGUAUUUUGAUUUGAUUACAUACGAAAAGGGAGGAAUACUGUUCAGAAUGUUAUCGGAUGUAAUGGGUUCAGAAGUACUUCGAAACGGUUUUCAACGAUAUCUUCGAACUCAUCAGUACAGUACCGCUUCACAUAGGGACCUAUUCUCAUCCUUGACUGAAGCUACCGAAGAAGCUGGUGUAUAUGGUUGGUGUGGACUGUUGAAUGUAACUCACUUCAUGGAUUCCUAUGUCCAUCAGACUGGUUUCCCAUUGAUAAAUGUUAGUGUUGAUGAAGAUGGUCUCAAUUUGUCACAGGAGCCGUUCACCGAAAAAACUAAUGAGAUACCUUCAAUGUGGAAUAAUGAAUGGAUUGUACCGGUUCGAACAGCCGGCUAUGAUUCUCCAAAGCGAAGAAUUCAUUGGGUGGCACCUGGAAAAGAAACAAAUGAAUGUUAUGAAAGGUCCGUGAAUAAAUGGCAUAUUGUCUCCUAUGCUUCUGCAACUUAUGGAAGAGUUUUCUACGAUGACGAUAGCCUUAAAUCACUCCUGAAAAAAAUGCGUACGGAUGAUGUACCAGUAGGAGUAAAAAUAGCACUAAUUGGAGACGAAUUAGCUUUCAUCCAACGUCUUCAAAAAAAGAAUCAACCUUACUCCUAUGAUCGUCUUCUCAACAUUCUUACAACUGUUCUAAACACCCCAUCCAAGGAAGAACCAUCAGCUGAACUUGUGGAUGUCGUUGUACAACAACUCGAGUUCUUUGCUAAUCUUCUACGAGACAGUAUCGAUGAGCCGUUGGUUAAUAGACUAAUCUCAAAAGCUAUUGGGAAAAUCUACAGUGAGGAAAUUUGGGAAGCACCAUCGACUUGGAACAUGGACGUAUUGAAGGACGUAUUUUUACCGUACGCAGUAAAGUACGAUUUGGGCGAUUCCCGAAAAAAAGCCGGCGAGAUUUUCAGCAAAAUUUUUGAGAACUGUAAUACGGCACAGAAUGGAAGUUCAUGGUGCAGCAAUGUACAAAACGAUGUUCAUCGUGCGGCAUACUGUGGUGCAGCAAAGAACGAUGUGAAAUUAGGAACAAACUUUGCGAGUCUAAUGUUCCUCUAUAAAGGAGAAGUGAAAACAAAUCCAUAUUUUAAUCAGGAAUACUAUGCAUUACUGGAAGGCAUGGCAUGCACUGAACGUCCUGUUCAGUUGAAGAAAUUGAUCAAAAUGGCGCUAAUUUCGGAGGUUGAUUACCCAAUGGUAUUCAGAUGGCUGAAAACGAAUCCAGCUGCAUCAGAGGCUUUACUUCUUUACCUGAAUUCGAAACCGGAACAAGUGCUUAAUUUCGAUGGACUACGUUUAUAUCUCGACGCAAUGACAUACGGAUGGAAAUCGAAAGCAAGGCUACAGCAGUUUAUCAAUCUGGAAGAGUCUCUUUUGCCUAAAAUAAGCGAGAAGAAUAAGGUAGUCUUUGAUGAGAUUAGGAAAAGAAUAAAGAAAGAUGUGGAAUGGUCCGAGAAGUAUUUGCCAUCCAUAACAAAGUGGAUGUACGACAACUUGGUGAUCGUCAAGAAAGGACCAUGGAAAAAGAGACUUCCUGGCAUAAUUGUACCAACUCGAUAUGACCUCGAAAUUACCCCAUAUAUACCAGGAUCGGCAAAAUAUCUAUUUUCCAGGAAUAUGACGUUCGAUGGCAAAGUUACGAUGACUUUCACGGUAACGCAAGAAACCUCAGAAAUCGUUGUAAAUGCUCAUCGGCUUGUUAUAGAUCCAGGAAAUAUCGUAGUAAAGGACAAUCAAAAUACAAAUAUAGAAGUAAACACAGCUGAAGUGGAAAAAGACUACGAAAAUGGAAUACUUACUAUACCACUUGCAAGCAAGCUUACUCCUAAUACCGUAUACUUCUUGUCAAUUUCUUAUUCCGGUUUUAUCUCUAACAAACAGCAUCAUGGUGUAUAUAGCAACUACAACUUCCAGGAAUACAGAGGAAAACAGGGGUGGAUCUUUAGCACGGAUUUCGAGGGUACUCCAGGUUCUCGGUCCUUGAUGAUAAGCUGCGAUGAGCCUUCCUAUAAAGCCAUAUUUAACAUCUCGGUUCAUCAUUCUGCUGACAUGACAGUUUUAUCGAAUAUGCUUGACAAAGGUACCACUUUAACAAAAGACGGAUGGGCAGUGACGAAAUUCCGCGAAACCCCUAAGAUGUCUUCUCAUAUGGUAGCAAUUUGUGUUGGACAUUUCUCAUCGAUAUCCAGCAUAUCGAAUACUGGAGUAAUAGUAAGAGCAUUUUCAUGGACAGGUAUGGAAGUUUACGCGGAUUUCUCUCUAGAGAUCAUGGCUGGAACUGUCGACUAUCUGAGCAAUUACUUCAAUUAUAAGUUCCCGCUUAAGAAACUCGACCUUCUUGCUCUUCCAUAUUUCCCUAUAAGAGACGAGUCAGCGAACUGGGGUCUGAUCCUAGCAAAUUACAAAAACCUAUUAACGGAUAUGGAUUAUGCUGAGCCGAAAACGUUAAGGAAGGUUGCACUGACAGUAGCCCAUGAAGUUGUACAUCAGUGGUUUGGAAAUAUGCUUACGAUAAAGUGGUGGUCCGAUAUUUUCCUUACCGAAGGUCUUGCCGGAUAUUUUGCAUCUCAUGCGGUGAAUUCCGUAGUAACACCGAAACAUCGAGGAUACAUAAUAGAUCAUUAUCAGUUUGAAUCCACAUCGAUUGCAUUGAAAGACGAUUGUAAGAGACGGUCAGCUAGGCCCCUAAUCUCGGAUGAAGGUCUGUUCACGACGAAGGUCAUGAAGAAGGGAAACGCACUCAUAAAUCUUCUUUCAAAUACCAUUCCGGAGAAAACUUUCCAGAAAGGGAUUCGUAACUUUAUCGCUAAGAAUGCAAAUGGGAAUCCAGCUCCAGAAGAUUUGUGGAAUUCAUUAUCCGAGGCUUGUGCUGAGGACCAUAUAGAUGGAUGGGACAAGCAAGAUUUGAAUGUGUCCGAGUUAAUGAAGGCAUGGACGACGGAGAUCUCUUUCCCUAUAUUGAAAGUAUCCACUUCGAAGGAGGGCCGGGUCACUUAUCGUCAGGAAUCGUGUCUUGGCGGUGAUACAACAUGGAAUAUUCCUGUAUAUAGUGGAACAGCAGGGAAAGAUCUUCAACAGCUUAACUGGUUUAUUGGGAAGGACGGCACAUCACCGGUAUGGACGCAAAAUUCACCUCUAACCCGUCUGGAUAAUGUUCGAGGAAGUUCAUUUAUACGAAUGUAUUACGAUACAAAUACAAUGGAAUCACUACUAGAUAGUGCACGUAUUACACGUGCGGCUGUCACACAAGGAACGAUACUCAGCGAUGCGUGGUUCUUUGUCUCCAAAGGCAAUUAUACAUGGCCUCAAUUCCUGGAUAUUGCUCAUGCCAUUAGGUUGGACCAUGAUUUAAUCCCAUGGUCUGUACGUGAAGAGUAUUUCGAGAAAUUAUAUCAUUAUUUCCGUUUCCACAAAGAAUUCCCGAAAGUAGAGAAUUAUUUAAUUUCAUCAGCAAAAGGGUUAUCUAACCGUGUUGGUUAUCCUAUUACUAUUGCUUCUAUAGAUCGAAAUGCACCAUGGGAUCAACGAACAUUUGUAGCUCACCUUAAUGAAUGGAUGUGUCGUCUGAAUGAUCGUCAGUGUUUAGAAAAAGCUAAUACAGAAUUCAAUGAAUUUCUUGUCACAUGUGCUUAUUCGAACUAUGGGACCGCUCACUGUUCACCAGUGAAUCCUGAAUUCCGAAGAACAAUGUAUUGUUAUGGUAUCAGACAGAAUCCUAAAGCUGAGAACAUUUUGUACUCAUUGUAUGAGGAUAUUACGAAAAAUGAGUUAUAUUUUGAUCGUGAUGCAGACAAUCUACUGUAUUCUUUGUCUUGUCAAAAUAAUGAGAAGGAACUAAAAAAAUACAUUCAAAAAGCGCUUAUUGGCGAGCUUCCAAAAGAAAUUCUAUCAUACAUUGCUAUGAACGAUAAUACUGGAACAGUAUUAUUCAAUUACUUUGUAAACAAUGUGGAUAAGAUCCUCAGCAGUGAUGUUGAGUUCAGCUACUAUAUUAAUGCCAUGACAUCCGACUGGUCCAGUGAAAAUCAGCAAACUGAGUUGAUGUAUUUCCAAGACGAGGAGAUCUACGAAUCCCUGAAUAAGGAACAACAACAGAGUUGGGAAUUAGCUGUUCAAAAAGUUAACGAAACUCUAACGUGGUUUCACACGAAUGCGCCAGGAAUACUGGAUUGGAUCGAUAAGCACAGGGAAAAAUGA